This is a messenger RNA of Leptinotarsa decemlineata (Colorado potato beetle), 687 nucleotides long. It is a transcript of the gene pip, whose product is annotated as heparan sulfate 2-O-sulfotransferase pipe. Gene Ontology annotation, molecular function: sulfotransferase activity. The record is from RefSeq and is a predicted model, not a curated record. Lineage: Eukaryota; Metazoa; Arthropoda; Insecta; Coleoptera; Chrysomelidae. Gene Ontology annotation, cellular component: membrane.
GAUUUUGAGCAAUGCGUCCUGUCGGGAGACAGGGAAUGUCGCUAUGUUAAAGGCGAAAUCAGAGAAGGAAUCGGAGACCAUCGACGCCAGUCCAUGUUUUUUUGCGGCCACCAUUCAGAAUGCCUACCAUUCAACACGAAAGGGGCUUUGGAGAGGGCGAAAAGAGCCGUUGAACAGCAUUUCGCUGUUGUAGGUGUUUUAGAAGAGUUGAACACCACGUUGGCAGUAUUGGAAAAUUAUAUUCCAAGGUUUUUUGACGGUGCGUCGGAUAUUUACUGGAAUGAAAUCAGCCGUUUCAAUCCAAUAAACAGAAACGCCUUCAAACCACCAGUCAGCGAAGAAGUAAAAAACCUUGUUAGAGCAAAUUUCACGAAGGAAAUAGAAUUCUAUGAAUUCUGCAAACAAAGACUGCAUAAACAAUAUAUAGCUUUGAAAUUACCGGAAAUGUAUAGAUGAAGAUACAAAGACUUUUAGAUUCGAAAAUCAUCAUUCAAAAAGUGAUACCUAAUUUCAAAGAGUAUCUUCUAAGAUUAAUUUUUACUGUAAUAUUUCUGCUGAAUGAUUUGUGACGAAUUAUUUCACAUACAAAUCCCAGCGAAGUGUGAAGAAGUUCAAUUUGUGUGUGAUGUUCAUUUGUGAAUAAUGUUGUGAUUAUUGUUAAUAUAGGAGUAUUUUUUGAAGAAGUAA